AUGGCAGACUUUUUCUCUCUUCUUCCGGACACCCUCAUCAUUCUCAUCAUCUCUUCCCUCCCCUUCAAAGAGGCCGCCAGAACCUCCGUGCUCUCAAAGCGCUGGCGUCGCUUUUUUCACGAAACCAAAACCGUUGAUUUCGAUGAGACCCACUUCAUAAAAGAGAGCACUGAAGAAGACCAGAGCAAAAAAGACACCCAGAGAAGAGCAUUCCUCGAUUUCCUCAGUGAUUGGGUCCGAAACUCCACCGCACCCGUUUUGAACAAACUUCGCCUGGCAAUCUCCAACCCCCAGGACAGCGCCCUGCAAGUUAACAACUGCGUUAGAUUCGCAGUCGACCGAAAGGCGAAGAUUCUCGAACUGGACUUCUCGGAUCCAUCGUGGAAUGAAGAAAGUUUUGAAAACCACGAUGCCCUGUUCGAUUUACCACCCUUCGUUUACGAGCACGACACUCUGGAAUUUUUGAAGUUGUUCUCUUGCCAUUUCUUGUCUUCCGGGUUUGAAAAUUUCACUAGUCUCAAGUCGAUUUCUCUGGGUUGGAUUGAAUUGCCCAAUUCAUCUCUCGGGUCCCUGUUAUCCACAUGUAGAUUUCUAGAAAACUUGUCUUUGAAGAAGUGCUGGGGGUUGGAAUAUAUAAGUGUUUCAGCGCCGAGGCUUAAGAGUUUGGUGAUUGACAAGUGCUUGGACCUUGAGAAUGGGGUUUGGAUUAAUAGUAGAACAAAGUUGAGGGUCUUCAAGUACAUCGGGUUGUUGGUGAACGUUGAAAUUGAAUGCUGGAGAGACUUGGAGGAGGCAUACCUUGAUUAUGGCUUGGAGUCUAAUUUGCGGGAUUGCGGAGACGUGCUUUAUCAAACCCUUGACAACGUUUACUCCGUUAGCCAUCUUACCAUGUGCAGUUAUAUGCUUCAGGUUUACCAAGCAUUUUCUCUAUAUUUAAAUAGUCAUAAAUGA
Messenger RNA from Thlaspi arvense, 951 nucleotides. NCBI's taxonomy places the organism in Eukaryota, Viridiplantae, Streptophyta, Magnoliopsida, Brassicales, Brassicaceae. The record is from the annotation of a GenBank genome assembly.